AUGCAUUCGUUUCCUUCUAAAAAGACUAGAAAACUAAAUAGUUUUUAUUUAGAUAAUACAAAAAAUAUCAAUUUGGGUACUAACUCAACACAUGUAUUUUCAACAACUACAAAUGUUAAUACUUCGAUUUAUAAAGAUACAUUCUCUAAUUCUUCAGCCGAUGCAAGUCAAUUUUCUUCGAAAUUUGUAACCGAUGCUUACAAAGAUCAAUCAAGCUACAUUGUUGGUCAAACUGAAAAUGUCAGUUCAUUUGCUUCACCUGCAAUCCAAAAUAGAAACGUACAAUACUCUCCUUCCUUUACAGAUGUUAGAACUCCGUUAUCUAACAUUACAAAUGUUAGAACUACAUUAUCUAACACUACAAAUGAUAACAUCAGUUUCGAUAAAUAUUCCACUUCGAAUGUAGCAAACAAAAGACAGUACAAUGUACUUUCAAAUGAUAUGACAUCCAAAAAUGCAUCUACAUUAACUGGUUCUUCAUCAUCAAUCAAGUUAAAUCCAGGAUGUCAUAAAUCAAAAAGGAAGACGACAAAUUUAUCCCCUAUCCCAUUGAUUGAUUUGAGAGACGAUGUAGAAAAUAUACAUCAACUCAUAAAUGAAAACCUUAUGGUUGGUAUCUCAAAUGAAUAUUUGGAUCAUGGUGAUCAAAAUGUUGUAUGUCAAACAUGUCAUGCAAAGUUAUGGAGAAAUGAAUCCAUUAGAGGCAAAGAAAAAGGGAACACGGAUUAUUCAUUAUGUUGUGGUUACGGCAAAGUUCAACUUCCAGAAUUAAAGAGAGCACCCUUGAGUUAUGAAACAAUGUUUCGAAAUAUGGAUUCUAAAAGCAAACACUUUAUGAAAAACAUUCGACGUUACAACUCAAUGUUUUCUUUUACGUCGAUGGGUGGUAAAAUUGAUACUUCAAUCAAUAGAGGAAACGCUCCAUACAUUUUUAGAUUGGGUGGUCAAAAUUAUCAUAGUAUUGGAAGCCUUUUACCAUCCAAAGAGUCUAACCCUAAAUUCUCUCAGUUAUACAUUUAUGAUACUGAGAACGAAAUUUCAAAUAGACAGAAAUGCUUUGGUGGGGAAAAAGAUCAAUCAACAUCAAUUGACACCGAUAUUAUUGAAGAUAUUAAGGUGAUGUUGGAUUCAAAUAAUGUGUUGGUUAAAUCUUAUAGAAUGGUAAGAGAUAAUUUUCAGAAAAAUCCUCAAGUCGAUAUGAAAUUACGACUUAUCGGGAGAAGACAGCGAGAUGGAAGAACAUAUAACAUACCGACUGCUUCUGAGGUUGCCGCCUUAAUUAUCGGUGACAGUUGUGAAUCAAUUGAAAAUAGGGAUAUUGUUGUUCAAACAAAAUCUGGAUUUUUACAGCGUAUCAGUGAAUUGCAUCCUUCAUACCUUCCUCUACAAUAUCCACUGCUAUUUCCAUAUGGGGAUGAUGGUUACAGUGUUGACAUUCUUCAUAGAGGUGUGGCAUUUACAACCAACAGCAAGCGAGCGAAAUGUACAAUGAGAGAAUAUUUUGCUUUUAGAAUUCAAGAUAGAGAUCAUUCGUUCUCGCUCAUUCUUAAUUCAAAAAGGUUGUUUCAACAGUUUCUGGUAGAUGCCUAUACUAUGAUGGAAACAGAGAGAUUGCAUUACAUACGUAAGCAACAACAUGUUCUUAGAUGCGAGUCUUACGAGAAUUUACAUAACCAGAAAGCUAGAGGAACCACUAAUAUCUCCAAUGUCGGUCAGCGUGUGAUUUUACCUUCGUCAUUUACUGGUGGUGCACGAUAUAUGUUGCAAAACUAUUUGGAUGCCAUGUCACUUUGUAAAUGGUUUGGAUAUCCAGAUUUUUUCAUAACCUUCACGUGUAAUCCCAAAUGGCCAGAGAUUAAAAGGUUUCUUAAGGAUACUUCACUUCAACCAGAAGACAGGCCUGAUAUAUUAUGUAGGUUGUUCAAGAUAAAGCUCGAUGCAUUUAUUAAAGAGUUAAGAGAGAAGAGAAUUUUCGGCACAGUUCAAGCAUAUGUUUAUACGAUUGAAUUUCAAAAGAGAGGUUUGCCGCAUAGUCAUAUUUGUUUGUUUAUGCAUUCUGACAACAAGUUACCCACUGUUGAAUUUAUCGAUCCGAUAAUUUCCGCCGAGAUACCAGACAAAGUUCAAGAGCCUGAAUUAUAUUCACUUGUCAAUGAGUUCAUGAUUCAUGGUCCAUGUGGAGCUCAAAAUAUGAAUUGUCCAUGCAUGGUGGAUAAUAAGUGCUCUAAAAACUUUCCAAAACAAUUCUGUAAUCAUUCGUCUGUUGAUCAGAAUGGUUUUCCUUUAUAUAGGAGAAGAGACGAUGGUCAUUUUGUAGAAAAGUCGGGUGUCAAGUUGGAUAAUAGAAAUGUUGUUCCAUACAACAAAUAUCUAUUAAAAAGAUAUCAGACACAUAUUAAUGUUGAAUGGUGCAAUCAGGGAUCUUCUAUAAAGUAUCUGUUUAAAUACAUAAACAAGGGUCCAGAUAGAGCUACAGUUGCUGUUCUACCAACAAGCAAUGAAUGUGAAAAUAAUGAUGCGGUCGAUGAAAUAACGGAAUAUUACGAUUGUAGAUAUUUAUCUGCAUGUGAAGCAUCAUGGAGAAUAUUUACAUAUGAUGUUCAUUGCAGGUAUCCUUCUGUGGUUAGACUACCUUUUCAUCUUCCAAAUCAACAACAGAUCGUGUAUGGCGAAGACGAUGAUAUCGACGAUGUUCUGGACAAAGCUUCUGUUGCUGCUUCAAAGUUCACAUCAUGGAUGGAGUGUAAUGCAAUUAAUAGUGAAGCACGAGAUCUUACAUAUGUUGAAUUUCCUACAAAGUUUGUUUGGAAGUUAAAUGGUAGAUUUUGGAGCAGAAGGAAAGUGGGAAAAGCCAUUGGUAGAAUUCAUUCGGUUUCACCUAAACUUGGCGAAGCUUAUUUUUUAAGGAUUCUUUUAAAUAAAGUUAAAGGACCGACGUCAUUUGAUGAUAUUCGCACAGUAAACGGUCAAACAUAUGCUUCUUUUAGAGAUGCUUGUUUUGCACUUGGUCUAUUAGAUGAUGACAAGGAAUACAUCGAUGCAAUUAAAGAAGCAAGUCAUUCUGGAUCUGGUUUUUAUCUACGCUUCUUAUUUGCAACUUUGUUCAUGUGUAAUAGUAUGUCUAAACCAGAGGCCGUUUGGGAAAAUACAUGGGAAUAUUUGGCAGAUGGAAUUCUAUAUAACCAACGACAAAGGUUAAAGUCUCCAGACUUAUCACUCAGUGAAGAUGAAGUUAAGAAUUUAACUUUGUUCGAAAUAGAACAAAUCUUACUUCGAAAUAACUCCACUCUCAAAAAUUUCACAAACAUGCCUUACCCAAAUGUUGAAUCAGUUUCUUCUUCGAAUAAUCGACUUAUCAUUGAGGAACUAGAUUUCGACAUUCUCGUUAUAAAGAAUGACUUUGAUCGUAUGUUUCUUGCAUUAACAAAUGAGCAAUGUAACAUUUUCGUUGACAUCAUGAGUGCUGUUAAAGAAAAUAAAGGAGGUGUUUUCUUCGUUUAUGGUUAUGGUGGAACGGGUAAAACUUUUUUGUGGAAGACAAUAUCUGCAGCCAUUAGAUCUGACGGUAACAUUGUUUUAAAUGUUGCUUCAAGCGGUAUUGCAUCAUUAUUAUUGCCCGGUGGUAGAACAGCACACUCUCGAUUUAUACUUCCAUUUGAACUUACAGAAGAUUCUUUUUGUAAAAUAAAUCCAGAUGGUGACUUGGCUAGCUUAAUAAGAAAAACCUCUUUGAUAAUUUGGGAUGAAGCACCUAUGAUCCAUAAGCAUGCAUUUGAAGCUUUAGAUCGAACAUUGAAAGAUGUGUUAAGGUGUGAAAAUUCUAGCAUCUCAGAUAUUCCUUUUAGAGGGAAAGUUAUUGUCUUUGGAGGAGAUUUCAGACAGAUUCUACCUGUAGUUCCGGGUGGCAGCAGACAAAACAUUGUUAACGCUUCUUUGAGUUCCUCAUAUUUAUGGCAACAUUGCAAAGUGUAUAGAUUAACAAAAAAUAUGAGACUCAGUGUCGGAAAGGAUCAAGCUAAUAUAGAAAAAAUAAAAGAUUUUGCAAGUUGGUUAUUGGAUAUAGGAGAAGGCAAACUCGGUGGUCCGAACGACGGCGAAACAAUUAUUGAUGUUCCGGAUGAUAUUCUCAUUAAGGAUGCAGAUGAUCCUAUAGGUUCAUUAAUUGAGUUUGUAUAUCCUUCAAUUUUGGAGAAGUAUAGCACUACAAAUUAUUUCCAAGAAAGAGCGAUACUUGCUCCAAAGAAUGAAGUUGUUCAAGAAAUAAACGACCGUUUGCUUAAUAAGUUUCCAGGAGAUGAGGUUGAAUAUUUAAGUUCAGAUAGCAUAUGUGAGUCCGAAUUUGUCCAUAAUCAGUUUGAUGCAAAUUUAUACUCUCCUGAUGUAUUAAAUGGUCUGAAAGUAUCCGGUCUACCAAAUCAUAAGUUAGUUUUAAAAAUUGGUGUUCCAGUAAUGUUACUGAGAAAUAUUGAUCAGAAAAACGGCUUAUGUAAUGGCACAAGACUACAGGUGAUAUCAUUGGGCAAACGUGUUAUCGAGGCGCGUAUAAUAACUGGAACUAAUAUUGGAAACCGAACUUUUAUUCCAAGAAUGUCUUUAACUCCAUCAGAAAAAAAAAUUCCAUUCAAAUUCACAAGAAGACAGUUUCCUUUGGCGGUAUGUUUUGCAAUGACUAUUAAUAAGAGUCAAGGACAAUCAUUAUCGAAGGUUGGUUUGUUUCUCAAAGAUCCGGUUUUUUCACAUGGACAAUUGUAUGUUGCGUUAUCUAGAGUUCAAAGCCGAGAGGGAUUGAAAUUAUUAAUUUUAGAUAAAGAUGGUAGAGUAACAAACAAAACUUCCAAUGUUGUUUAUAAGGAAGUUUUUCGCAAUCUAUAA
Molecule: messenger RNA, 4872 nt
Organism: Lactuca sativa (garden lettuce)
Lineage: Eukaryota; Viridiplantae; Streptophyta; Magnoliopsida; Asterales; Asteraceae
Biological process (GO): telomere maintenance; DNA repair
Molecular function (GO): DNA helicase activity
Source: RefSeq, a predicted model, not a curated record